AUGGCUACCAAGACCCAAGUAGCGUUGCGCACUGAGCGCCUCGAACUGGUGCCCCUCGGCCCCGAGCACCUCGACUUCACCAUGAUGCUAGACAAAGAUCCGGAAGUCAUGAAAUACAUCGGGUUUGGAACGCCACUUGACCACAACCAAGCCAUCGAGGUUCACAAAUGGCUCCUCCAUGCUGCAACCCUCGUACCCGGCUUCGGGUGUUGGGUCGGUUUCACCGGCGGCGAGUUUGUUGGGUGGUGGGUACUGGCUCCUAGUCAACGCGAAGGCACAGAGGAAUUCAGCAGUGAGCGAGCAGAGUUUGGGUACCGUCUUUUACCGAAGUUUUGGCGGAAGGGCUACGCGAAGGAAGGAUCGCGCGAGUUGUUGAGGUACGCUUUCCGGGAAUUAGGUCUAACUGAGGUGUUUGGCGAGACGAUGGCCGUGAAUGUGGCUUCUCGGGCGGUCAUGGCAGCUUGUGGGCUAAAACAUGCCUAUACCUUUCACAACAAGUACGAUAACCCGCCUCCUGGCAUUGAAGAAGGCGAAGUGCGGUUUCAACAGCUUGUUGGACGUCAGACGUCCAGUAGCAAUCCUGACGCUUCAGCCGUGGAAGAUAUCGAAACUCCGGUAGCCGUCAAUGCAGCCCCAUACGACAAGGAGGCUGGCACCGGCUCACCUCAAAAUAACACGGAAAGUAGCGAUGAUGAUAGAUCACUACCCAGCGAAGGUGCACAGCGUGGUGUCAAGGAUAUCGAGGCUGUUACUCUGGCUUGGUCCAAGACGGCGCUAGCCGCUGUCCUGAUAAUCAUCUGGAUCUAUGUCCUGGCUAAUGGAUUUAAGGCCUCAAUUAUCGCCAGCUUGACACCCUAUGCCACGAGUAGUUUCCAAUCUCAUUCCCUGUUGACUGUCAUCGACAUUGUAGCAAGUGCCAUGACAUCAGCGGUGUAUAUCCCUAUGGCAAAGAUGCUGGACGUCUGGGGCCGUGCUGAAGGCUUCCUCUUCAUGUUGGUAAUUGCCACAUUGGGUCUGAUUCUUAUGGCGGCAUCUAACAACCUUCCUACCUUCUGCGCAGCACAGGUAUUCCAAUCAGUUGGGUUUGGAGGUAUGACUUAUAGCGUGGAUGUCCUUGCAGCCGACGUAACCAACCUGAGGAAUCGAGGUUUGGCAUUCGCUUUCACCUCAUCUCCAUGGAUGAUCACUGCGUUUGCUGGAUCCAAAGCAGCCGAAGAAUUCUUAGCACACGUCAACUGGCGAUGGGGCUUCGGCUGCUUUGCUAUCAUUAUACCCGUGGUCGCCUUACCCUUAUAUCUGGUGUUGAAGAUCAACCUGCUGCCGGGUGUCAUCUUGUUCGCCGCCGGUCUUACCGUGUUCCUUCUCCCAUUCACACUCGCCCGCUCUGCUCCAGACGGCUGGAAGUCAGACUACAUUAUUGCCAUGAUUGUAGUCGGCUUUGUCCUCCUUAUUUUCUUCGCCGUUUAUCAAGUGUACCUGGCUCCCGUACCAUUCAUGAAACAUACCUACCUGCUCAACCGGACCGUGUUGGGCGCAUGCCUCCUCGACUUCGUAUACAUGAUGGCCUACUACUGCUGGAACAGCUACUUCACCUCCUUCCUCCAGGUGGUCAACAAUCUCAGCGUCGCCGAGGCAGGAUACGUCAACAGCACGUUCCAGGUCGUCUCGGGCGUGCUGCUGUUCAUCGUCGGCUAUCUGAUCCGCCGAACCGGCUACUUCAGAUGGCUCCUGAUCAUCGGCGUGCCUCUCUACAUCUUCGCCCAGGGUCUCAUGAUCCACUUCCGCCAACCAAACGGAUACAUCGGCUACAUCGUCAUGUGCGAGAUCUUCAUCUCCGUCGGUGGUAGCGUCUUCAUCCUCUGCAUGCAGCUCGCCGUGCUCGCCGCUGUCGACCACCAACACGUCGCCGCCGCAAUGGCCGUGCUCUUCGUCUCCGGUGGUAUCGGCGGUGCAGUGGGAAAUGCUAUUUCCGGUGCCAUCUGGACAAACACCUUCGAGACCGCGCUUGUGCGCUAUCUCCCUGAGUCUGCGCUACCGGACCUGGCCAGUAUCUAUGCCAGCUUGCCAGUGCAGCUCAGCUAUGCAGUCAAUAGUCCCGAGAGAAUCGCCAUCCAGAAGGCUUAUGGCUAUGCCCAGACCAGGAUGUUGGCAGCGGGCACUGGGCUUAUGGCUCUUGCCUUCGUCGCGGUGUUCAUGAUACGGAACAUGAACCUGAAGAACAUGACGCAGACGAAGGGUGUUGUGUUCUGA
Molecule: messenger RNA, 2250 nt
Organism: Aspergillus pseudonomiae
Lineage: Eukaryota; Fungi; Ascomycota; Eurotiomycetes; Eurotiales; Aspergillaceae
Product: GNAT domain-containing protein
Exons: 5
Coding region: 1-2250 (749 amino acids)
Biological process (GO): transmembrane transport
Molecular function (GO): transmembrane transporter activity; acyltransferase activity, transferring groups other than amino-acyl groups
Source: RefSeq, a predicted model, not a curated record